AUGUAUCUUCCUCGGAGCCUCAUUUCCCACCUCUAUCAACAGCUGCUCAGGUCGCACCACCCAUUAUCUCCUCCGGUCCUGAUACUCGUGGCGUUGGAACCAGACGCUCUAUGUGCAUGCAGAAUCCUCACGGCACUGCUAAAACGAGACUAUAUACCUCACAAGAUACAGCCCAUUGCCGGAUAUGGCGACCUGUCUCAGGCUGGCACGGAACUCGUGCACCCAAUGCAUACAUCAAACGGCGGUAGCGGAGGGGUUGUGGUGUGUUUAGGCGUGGGUGGGCUGGUUGACUUGAGCGAGACGCUUGGCCUGGAUGCGAAUAAGGAUGAGCCCGGGGAUAUGGGAGGAAUCGAAGUCUGGGUCAUCGACGCGCGAAGACCGUGGAAUUUGACAAACGUCUUUGGGGGGAUGGGCGAGCCAGCUACGCCGAGAGGACCCGAUACCCAGGUUAGGACCAGUGUUGAUGGGGUAGACCGGGGCCGAUUGACGGACACGUAUAGGCCAGGCAAGGGAGGUAUUAUAGCUUUCGAUGAUGGUGACAUUGACGAGGAGCUUGCAUUGGAACGGGAGGCGUACUAUACUCUCGAGGGUCUUCCUGAUAUUGGUGAGGAUGACAGCGACGACGAUGAUGAUAGCGGAUCAGAAAGGGAAGUCCAAACCCAGAGUAAGAAGAGGAAAUCAUGGUCAGAUCGGUACGACGGUGAUAUUGCUGCAUCUGACGACGAGGAUGGCCGUCCAGCUCAACGGCGGCGAAGCAAUUCUGGGUCCUCAAUUGCCUCUCCAUUUAGAUUAAGAGAAGGAAGGCAUGACUCCUCUCAAUCGUCUCGAUCGGUCACUCCAGCCUCCGAUGUUCCAUCUCCCAUUAUACAAAAAGAACCUUCAACACGCACACUGCGAAAACGCUUAAUCCGGCUUAAACGAAAGCAUGAAUCUGUUCUUCAAGCUUACUAUUCCCUCGGCACAUCUUACUCAGAACCCAUUUCGUCCCUGCUAUACUCUCUCGCGUCUGAACUCGGCCGUGACGAUAAUGACUUGCUAUGGCUUGCAAUUGUCGGAGUUUCGAGUCUGGAGCUUUCUGGGCGUACAAUGUCAGGCGUGGGAAUAUCAGAUGCUUCUGAAUCGGGAGGCUCUGCUGGAUGGGGAGGGCAACGAGGAGAGCGCAUCCGACAAAUCUUACGUGACGAAGUUCGGCGUCUAAACCCACCAGACGACGGCGAGGCUGGGCGGGAGGCCAUGAGAAGCGAGGUUAAUGGGGUCAUACCUACCAACGCCCGGUCUCCUACGGACACCUCUAUCCUUUUGUCUCCAGAGCCGCGUCUUUUAUUAUUACGGCAUUGGUCACUCUAUGACAGCAUGCUACAUAGCCCCUAUCUUGCCCCUAGGUUACACGUCUGGAACGAGACGGGGCGAAAGCGGGUGCGGAAGCUCCUGGCCAAAAUGGGCGUCAGUUUGAGCCAGUGCCAACAGAAUUAUACCCAUAUGGAUAUGGAUCUCAAACGUGAUUUACGCCAGAAGAUGCUUCAAUAUGCUCCGAUGUACGGUAUGGAAGGGCUGGUCCCUCCUGCAUCCUCUGGUGGGUACUCGGGAUCGCGAGAGGGAUGGGGCUUUGCUCGUUGCUGGGGAUGGAAGGCCUGCCUGUCUGCCACGGAUAUUGGCGUAAUAGUAGGGUCUAUACUCGAGGUGGGCUCACUGGGCCCGUCUACUACCGUUUCACAGGCCUUCUCUUCUCACUCCAACACAAACCUAUCUAGUGCUACCCAGGCCAAGCUGGGAGCAGAUAGCGCCAACGUACUCUCCCGGUUCUGGAGUGCAUAUGACGCUCUGGCGCCUACUUCAGAUUCACCCACCCAACUACUGGCAUCAAUCCCUCUAGCCCAACAUCUCCACCGAGCAAUUUUACGCACGGGGACUGCUCUUCUCUCAAAACAUCAGAUACGUCAUCUUCGCGCUUUCCGUAUUGCAGUCGUUAAGGAGGGACCCGAUGUGAAGCUCUUUACAAACCCAGGCGCAUUAACAAAACUAGCACUGUGGAUCGGUGAGGCUGUUCGUAUUCAAGAGAAGGAAAAAGGAACUAGUAUAAAGGGAGGGGGGAAACAUGCAGUCGGCACACCACUAGUUCUCGCCAGUUUGGACGAAGAUCGAAAUGUCUAUAUAGUGGUUGGAACGGGUGGAGGCGGCGGAGUCAUCGACUUUGCCGCCAUGGCCAAACGACGUGAGGAGCAGCGAAAGAAGAGAGAAGCACGAGAAAAGAAAAAGGCCGAACGAGAAGAGCGACGAGCCAAAAAGAGAGCAGAGAUGGAGGAAGACGACGAUGAACUGGCCGAGGAAGCAGAAUCCUCUGAGUCCGAGUCCGAGUCAGACUCGGAAUCGGAGCCAGAUUUGGACAGCUUCAGCAGCAAAAACCUGGUUCGAAACCGUUUCGGUAUAGCAUUCCAAGAGGUUGUUCAUGAGACCAAUGCGAGAGUGCGAAUAGACAGCUUCGAGCAUUGUGUGGUAGAAGUACAGAAAGAGGACUUGGGAGCAUUCUUAGAAGCACUCAGCUUCAGGAGUGUCGUUGGAUGA
Molecule: messenger RNA, 2562 nt
Organism: Microsporum canis CBS 113480
Lineage: Eukaryota; Fungi; Ascomycota; Eurotiomycetes; Onygenales; Arthrodermataceae
Product: cell division control protein 45
Exons: 2
Coding region: 1-2562 (853 amino acids)
Biological process (GO): mitotic DNA replication preinitiation complex assembly; double-strand break repair via break-induced replication; DNA replication initiation
Cellular component (GO): DNA replication preinitiation complex
Molecular function (GO): chromatin binding; single-stranded DNA binding; DNA replication origin binding
Source: RefSeq, a predicted model, not a curated record